Messenger RNA from Hipposideros armiger (great roundleaf bat), 2228 nucleotides. RefSeq names its product lysosome associated membrane protein 5 (gene LAMP5). Gene Ontology annotation, cellular component: plasma membrane; late endosome membrane; lysosomal membrane. Gene Ontology annotation, biological process: establishment of protein localization to organelle. The transcript is spliced from 6 exons. NCBI's taxonomy places the organism in Eukaryota, Metazoa, Chordata, Mammalia, Chiroptera, Hipposideridae. The coding region runs from base 679 to 1521 and encodes 280 amino acids. The record is from RefSeq and is a predicted model, not a curated record.
CCUCAUUUGAGGAGGCGUCAAUUUAACUUUAAACCCAUGAGCUCAUUGAGAGCAGAGGAGAGAAGAUGUCUCUAAAUGCAGGAAACUGUUGCCAUAGCAUUUUCCUUCCCUAUUCCUGCCUACUCUUCCACCCCAAAAGCAGCAACAAUUUGUGCUCUACCGUCUUCUUUCAGGAUCCAGAUGCAUUUUCAGAAGCUAGGACCCCAGGUAUGUGAUAUGUGAUAUCUACACCACCUAAUAAUUGUUCUCAGGGAUAUCGAAUAAGUCCAUUAAGUUUCUCAGGACUGAAUCAUCUUUGCGGAUGCAAUUGCUGAACAGGAAACAGACUCAGGGAGAAUUUUAGCCCCCCAAAAUCUCAUUGGCCCUCUGCACAAGCCAAGCCACCAUCACUCCUGCAACACAACCGAUUCCUUUCAGCACUCGCAGCCGUGGACAGCUCCCUCGCCGCGCGGUCCAUUCCUCCGCAGUGAGCUGACUCGUGUUCAGCCUGCAUCGGUCGGUGCAGCAUCCGACACCAAGCCCUCGCCAGCGCGCAGAGAACACGCGCUCCCUCCCUCCUCCCUCUCGGCUCCCCCGCCCCUCGCUUACCCCGGCUCACUCCAGCGGCGACUUUGAGGGAUUCCCUCUUCGGGCAGCCUCUGCAGCAGCACAUCUGGCCUCAUUCGCUGCUAGACAAGCAUGGAUCUCCGAGGCAGAGCCGUUCUCAGCUUCGAUAGACUUCGAAUUCUCCUGAUGCUGUUCCAUUCAGUGGCUCGAAUCAUGGCAGAACAAGAAGUGGAAAAUCUCUCAGGCCUUUCCACUAACCCUGAAAAAGAUAUAUUUGUGGUGCGGGAAAAUGGGACGACAUGUCUCAUGGCAGAGUUUGCAGCCAAAUUUAUUGUCCCUUAUGAUGUGUGGGCCAGCAAUUACGUCGAUCUGAUCACGGAACAGGCCGAUAUUUCACUGACCCGGGGAGCUGAGGUGAUGGGCCGCUGUGGCCACAACGAGUCGGAGCUGCAGGUGUUCUGGGUGGAUCGCGCGUACACACUCAAGAUGCUAUUUGUAAAGGAAAGUCACAACACGUCCAAGGGACCCGAGGCGACGUGGAGGCUGAGCAAAGUCCAGUUUGUCUACGACUCCUCGGAGAAGACCCAUUUUAAAGACGCAGUCAGCGCGGGGAAGCACACUGCCAACUCGCAUCGCCUCUCUGCCUUGGUCACCCCAGCCGGAAAGUCUUAUGAGUGUCAAGCUCAGCAGAGCAUUUCACUAGCCUCCAGCGAUCCACAGAAGACGGUCACCAUGAUCCUGUCCGCAGUCCACAUCCAGCCCUUUGAUAUCGUCUCUGAUUUUGUCUUCAGUGAAGAGCAUAAAUGCCCAGUGGAUGAGCGGGAGCAGUUGGAGGAAACCUUGCCUCUGAUUUUGGGGCUCAUCCUGGGUCUCGUCAUUGUGGUAACACUGGCGAUUUACCACAUCCACCACAAAGUGACUGCCAAUCAGGUGCAGAUCCCUAGGGACCGGUCCCAAUAUAAGCACAUGGGCUAGGGGCCAUUAGGCAAGCAGCGCCCCCAGCCCGUCUCCCCCAGCUGGAUCAGGUAGAGAAACAAAAGCACUUUACCACCUUAAACAUGGGAUAUACCAACAUAGCUACACUCCAACAGUCCUGGGUAUCCAAGGCUUGCUUGGCCGGCAUCCAUGCUUAAACCCAGGGAUGGGGGGAUUCUUUUGGAUUCAUGGGGUGAAUGGCAGUUGUUCUCUCCAUGCUGGGAAAUGAAGACAGAGGGGAACAGCCAGCUUUCACACUCAUGGUGGCUUGGCUUUGACUCUCCAUGGAGCAGCACAAACAACUCAGAGGAGUCUCUGGCCCCAAAUUCUAGGGAUUGGAAAUAUACUUCUUUUGGGAAGACACCCUUUAGGUUCAGAGGAAUAAGGGGUACUUUGCUCCCUUGAACACAGCUGGCUUACCCUAUAUAGUUGUCAAUACACACAAAACACAGCCUCAUGCUCCCUGCAGCAAGACCCCUGAAAGUGAUCCAUGCUUCUGGCUGGCAUUCUGCAUGUCUAGUGAUUGUCUUGGGAAUGUUUCACUGCUCCCUGCACCCAGUGACUUCGCAGCACAAGAACCGUUAAUGUAACUAUGCAGAGUUGUUUGGACUUCAUAGCGUGCUAGGUCCAAGUAUGGGGACCUGAAGAAUCAAUCAAUCCAUGUGAGUUUGUUUUUCAGAAUGAAUUAAAACACACUACUGUCUAAA